Molecule: messenger RNA, 10916 nt
Organism: Gopherus evgoodei (Goodes thornscrub tortoise)
Lineage: Eukaryota; Metazoa; Chordata; Testudines; Testudinidae
Gene: DCAF12
Product: DDB1 and CUL4 associated factor 12
Exons: 9
Coding region: 165-1535 (456 amino acids)
Cellular component (GO): Cul4-RING E3 ubiquitin ligase complex
Molecular function (GO): protein binding
Source: RefSeq, a predicted model, not a curated record
UUGGGGCGUAAAAUGCCGUGAAGCCCGGCCGGCUGGGCCUGCGGGCUGUGAGAGUGACCGGGCCCAGCUCCCCCGCACUUAUAUGCCCCGUCCCCUGGCGGCCGCCUCCCCCUCCUGCUCCAUGUGGGGCCCGGGCCGAGGCCUCGGUGUCUCCCCCGCCUACUAUGGCCAGGAAAACAGUUAGCAGGAAGCGGAAAGCGGCGGCUGCCACUGCGGCGGCGCCCGGAGGGCUCCGGGGGGAGCAGUAUGGCUGGGAUCACUCAGCUCACAAAAGGAAAAGACUCCCCCCAGUAAAAAAGUCUCUGGUGUACUAUCUGAAAGGCAGAGAGGUUCGGCUGCAGAAUGAAUCGAGCUACCACCGUUUGUUGCAUGGAUAUGCAGCACAGCAACUUCCCAGUCUGCUGAAAGAGAGAGAAUUUCAUCUUGGGACCCUUAAUAAAGUUUUUGCGUCUCAAUGGUUGAACCACCGACAAGUGGUGUGUGGGACAAAAUGCAACACACUGUUUGUGGUAGAUGUCCAGACUGGUCAAAUUACGAAGAUUCCUAUUCUGAAAGACCGAGAACCUGAUAUGGUAAACCAGCAGGGCUGUGGGAUUCAUGCAAUUGAGCUAAACCCUUCGAGGACGCUCUUGGCUACAGGAGGAGACAAUCCAAAUAGCCUUGCGAUUUAUCGUCUGCCUACACUUGAUCCCGUCUGUGUGGGAGAUGAUGGACACAAAGACUGGAUAUUUUCUAUUGCCUGGAUCAGUGAUACUAUGGCUGUUUCUGGUUCCCGGGAUGGCUCGAUGGGUCUCUGGGAAGUGACAGAAGAGGUGUUGACUAAAAGUGAUGCCAGGCACAACCUCUCUCGAGUCCCUGUCUAUGCUCACAUAACACACAGGGCACUGAAAGAUAUCCCCAAGGAGAACACCAAUCCAGACAACUGUAAAGUCCGAGCACUGGCAUUCAACAAUAAGAACAAGGAGCUAGGAGCUGUGUCCCUGGAUGGAUACUUUCAUCUUUGGAAAGCAGAGCACACGCUAUCAAAGCUACUUUCCACCAAGUUGCCAUACUGCAGGGAGAAUGUGUGUCUGGCCUAUGGUCAGGAGUGGUCAGUGUAUGCAGUAGGAUCUCAGGCACAUGUCUCCUUUCUGGAUCCAAGGCAACCUUCCCACAAUGUUAAAUCCGUCUGUUCCAGAGAACGAGGCAGUGGAAUUCGGUCAGUGAGCUUUUAUGAGCACAUUAUCACAGUGGGAACAGGGCAGGGUUCCUUGUUGUUUUAUGACAUCCGAGCCCAAAGGUUCCUGGAUGAAAAGCCCAAUCACACCUGCCGUGGACAAAAACAGAAACUCGGAGGAAGUGAAAUUUUAAAGUUGACGACCGGGAAAGGCUGGCUUAAUCAUGAUGAAACCUGGAGGAAUUACUUUUCUGACAUUAACUUCUUCGCAAAUGCUGUUUACACCCACUGCUAUGACUCGUCUGGAACGAAACUCUUUGUGGCAGGAGGUCCCCUUCCAUCAGGACUCCAUGGGAAUUACGCUGGUCUCUGGAGCUAAUGAGAACUCUUCCCAAAUGCCCAUCUUGACGCUGAUUUCCACCUUCUUUCCUUUUUUAACAAAGAAAUUGUGUGAUGACAUUGUUUUCUGGUUUAAAUGCAAGUUAUUUUUGGCAGAGUUUUUUUCUGUUGGUCUUCAACAGUUUUGUACGUCUUUUUUUGAACCAGAUUUUGCUUUAACUUCCUUGAUCCUUUAUAUGAAGGGUUUUUUUAAAAUCCCAUUUUAUUGUAUUUACUCCAAGUGACUCUUCCCCGUAUAGGCUAACUCAGCCAUAUGCCCCCUACUUUGCUGUGCGGUAGGAUUCCUUUCUUAUAGAGUGGUUGCUGCCAGGCUUUCUGUGAAAGUCCAGGGGCUGUGUGUAUGCAGGUACUUUGUGUCGGUUACGUUACCUGGAGUGAGGACUACUUGUAAUUAAAAAUAUUAAAAAUAUUUAUGAGAUAAGCUACUCCUUUAUCUGCAGAGCAUGGCUCAGGCCUAGCUUGAUUUUUUUUAAAGUACAAGUCUAAUGACACUGUAUGCGUAAAGGAAAAUGUAUCAAAACCAUGUGCAUUGGAACCCAGGAACAGAGCACCACCAGUAACAUCUUACCUAGCCCAGAGUGUAGCAAGGACCCCCAAGCCUGGCAUCCCAACAGUGCAUGAGAAAAAUGACUGUCUCUUGUUACCCCUUCUCUCUCUAUCCUGAGUGUCAGUUGGAAAGGUUGUUGGACCUUCAGAGUAGGCUGUCUGUACUGCAGUGGGGGUAUUGUGUGACAUGACAGCUGUUAGGAUGGUGGACUGCCCCCGAUUGGGGCACUAAGGGAAAUGGCAUCCCAGGAGGAGAUGGAUUUGCAUGGUGGCUAACCUAAUUCAAUCUGAUUAACUUCCAGAGUAGCUGGGGGUCCUCUGGGUGGCUGGGGCUGGAUGGCAGGGAGGAGCCAGGACUCCAGAUACCUGGAGUCUGCCUAAAGACACACGCACCUCUUUCAUGCUGGAGACUUCUCCCUCCUUCCCCCCCGUAACAUUUCCCCUCUUGCAGUUCUCCCACCAACAGUGAGUAAUGUUGGCAGGAAUGGUUUUUGCUAGCCAGUUACUGCUAUUAAAGUUGAUGGGCAGGGAGAUGUUAUGCUAAUAUGUUCAUAUUUUUUUUCCUCCUGACCUUUGGAAGGAGGGUGGCAUAUGCAGUUAGUUGUUGCUAUUAGCAAAUACAGUUGUCUUCCUCUUUAAUGACUGUAGGCUUCAUUUUCUAAUGCAGGUUUGAAACUUACGAGGUAGCUAGACUUCGUGUUCAACUCAUCAUGUUAAGAAAAGCACAGGCUGUCACUUGGAUUUUAUAGGAGACUCUCUCCCUCUCUCCCCCCCACCCCCCGAGCACCUAGCUUAUUGUUAAGUCCUGCUUUGGACUUCACCGGGAGCUGUGAGUGCAGGAUGACAGUCUGGAUACGCUUCGCAAACAAAAUAUAGGCUCAGUCAUGGAGGGAUUGUGCAUUUCUGACGAGAAAAGAUGAUCUUGUGGCUAAAGCACAGUGUUAAGCAUUAGACUGGUUCUCUUCCUGGCUGUAGCUGCUGUUGCCCUGUCACUUCAUGUCUCUGUGCCUCACUGUGCAGAUCUGUAACAUGCACACAUGGCACCUGAGGCUUAAUUUCUAACUUGAGAUUAUCAGACAAAAGACAUGGUAGAAGUGCAGGCUUUCCCCCCACAUUCUGAUUGCAUGUCAGGGUUAAGGAAAGGGUUGUCCCAUAUGCACACUGGGAUUUGAAGUAUAGGCCUGACUUGAUCACUUUGCAAACCAAGCAAUUUUACUGCUGCAUUCCAAACUUCUGCUAGUGGGUUGGUUGCUUAAAAUCUGCAUCAAACCAAAAUUGAAAAAUAAAUAUGGUUUUAUUACGCCGUUUCCAAGUAGUAGCUGUUAAAUGAUAGGGCUGUAAAUGAAGUAGUUCUCUCAGAACUUCCGUUGUUAAACGAAUGUAAAGAUUCUAAGUAUUUUUUAUACUGUCACCAGUCACAGUUCCAUGAUGGGAACAUGUUGCUUUUGGGGUUUCUUUUAUGAAUGUUUGGCAGGGCAGAGAUGUAGCAUUUCACUCUGCUCAGAAAUAUGCAAAGGAAAAUAUUUAAUCUACAUGAAAUAUGGUGACAUUUCAUCUCUGUGAAGGAGUAGUCUUAAAUCCAGUCUAAGAUCACUCUCUCUUCUGCUGAGAUGUUCUGCGUUCUCUUGGGGUGGAUUUUAUUCCCAGGCAGGUCCUGUUGUUUGGGGUCAGAUUUGCAAAGGCACUGAGCACUCAGCUCCAGCUGACAUCUCUGAGAGCAGAGCUCAGCUGUGUUAAAGUUGGGUCCACAGUGUUUAAUACCAUUUUAAAUACUUUUUUUUUAAUGCUGAAGGAAGCCUUUUGGUCUUGAAAUCUAACUCCCUUUAUAGUUAAUCUUGUUAAUUUAAAACUCAUUUGUUUGUAACUUGGAGUCUUUGGGGAAAUUGUUCUCUCCAGGUGAUUUGAGCAUUGUCCAAUGUAGAUGUGUUUGGUGUUAGGGGGACACCAAUUUAAAAUUAGUCAAUUUCAUUGUGAGGGGAGGGGGACGUGGAGAUGUAGUUUCAAGUACUGCAUUUGCUCCUGAGCCUUCUGCCAGUGUGUUGUAUUCCUAUUGGUGACUGUUUCCUGUUUUGGGGGGGGAACUUUUUCCCUUGCAUGGAAAGCCCACACAAACAAGGUAAAUGGAAUAUACAUCCAGUGCUGUCCAAUGCAAAAAGAAAACUGGGAAAUACUUUAAUCUUAGUAAUCAUGUGUUGCUUUUAACAGUAAUAGAUUAUAAAGUUUCAGACCAGUGUUUUAAGUAGCUGUCCCUUCAAGAUGGGAUGCCUUACUGUGAUGUGAUCCUGAGUAUCCGUAGUCAAGUAUUUCUUUUGAUCCAUUGAGCAGUUAUGGAAACAGAGGCUGGGAGGGGAAGUGACUUGCCAAAUGUCUCUCAGUAAAUCAGAAGUAGAAACAGGAAAAGAACCUAGGUUUCCUGAUUUCUAGUCUAUGCCUGUUCCAUUGCACUAUGCUCCCUAGACUAUACAGUUUUAGAUUUAAAAUUGAAAUACCAAAACAUGGCAGGGGGGAUAGUAGCAUGUGGGGAUCCAAAUAUGGGUCACUGGUUUGCUGGUACAGCAGUGGGGAGGCUGUGAGCCCAGCCAUGGAAGUUGGUGUGAAGGCAAAGCUCCUAUCUCUCAAGCAACAGUAGAGAAACGUUAUUGGGGGUGAAUAUGGCCUGACUAGAUUUCGAUAGCUUUAAAAUAGGGUACGGAAACCCAGUGGUGGUCUCACUUUGUUUGUAGACUAGCAAUUUUUCCAAGUGCUCAAAGUCAGAUAUCUUAAUGACCUUUUUUUCCCCUUCCUCAGAGUUGCUUUGAGGGAAAAUAAGGUUCUUAAGGAUCAUUCAGACAGACCUGCAUUUUUCUGAUAUUUGAUAUUAUAUUAACAUGGUAUCCUAUUUGCAUUGUAAUGUCUCAAGCGGUUUAUUUGAUCAUCCAGCACUUUUCAUAAGGCUGCUGUGCAAAGCAUGGCAUCCUUGAAGCAUCAUAUGAUUGUUCUAAUGUAGCAGAUGAAUUAUUUAACAGUGAUGGACCCACUAGUAGCCAACUCAUGGGUACUGACUGGCAACUCUACAGCAACUAGCCAGUGUGUUCAUGAUGAGAGAGAACCCAUUUCCAUUUUCUUCCUAAACUGUCCAGCUAUUUCCACUAUCAAAUUCAGCGUUAUUCCCCAGGCCAUUUUUCUAUUAACCCCUCCAACCUUAGUCCAUCAUCUCACAGUCUGUCCUGCCAGCCAAGGAAGCUUGACACAGCUCUCUGCAGCAUCACUCUGAGGGAGCUAGCUGAGCAUGUUACCACCCCAGCUCAGGAGAGCCACAGACCAAGCACAAGUUUCAUUGAGAUUCAUAGUUUGUGUUAUUCCUGGGCCAGUUCCAGUAGUCCCAAAGAGAGUACAUUUCUAAGCUAUUUAAAAAACCCACCUGAGACUGGUCUAAUUCAACACCCAUUGAAGUCAAUGCAAAAAUACAUUAUCAUAAUAAUCCUUGACGGGUAGUUUUCAUACCUUCAGGAGUGAGUCACUUCCAUCCAAACCUUGCUCACUGAGGUGCUGCUCUUGUGAGAAGUUUGUAGCUGCAAAGUCCCAGAGAAGAUGUGUAUUUUUCAGCCCUCCCUCUUUGCAGUGGUAUCGAAGUUCUGAGAGUGACUCAUCCCAAAUUGCAUCUCCAUCUGACAAUGUUCCAUCUGUUGUCAAAAGCAACUGCAGGUCUUUUAAAACAGAUGAAUUUAUUUUUUUCAGAUUGUCUUGUGGAUUUGACAGCAGUUCAUGGAGUGUUGGUUUCACUGUGGCAUUGGUGGUCAGUUGCAUCACUCCUAUGCCCUAAUCUUGGGGGAGAGGGGAAAGUAUUCACACUCUGCUCUGCUCUAGGGGCAGUUUGUGCAUGCUGUUCUCCUGGGUCUGCAAGUAGUAGCAUAAGGGGCAGGCAGGAGUGUGCACAGAAAGGAGGGCAGGUUUGGUGUUCCUCUCAGAACCACCCAGAAGUUCUAUUUAAAGGAGAAACUUGAUUUUUGUUAGUUUAAAAAAAAACAAAAAUCUUUGGUUGAUAUUGGCCCUUUAUGUGGAAUCUAUUCUGGCUGUUUUCCAUGUGCUUUAAUUUAUUGCUUGGGAAUUAGGUAAUUCUUGUAGCUGCAUCUGUGCUGGGUCUCCUCAUCAAAAUUGGAUACUUAAAAAUCCUGUAGUAGAUACUUAAAAAAACAAAAAAACCCACAGUGUUUUCAAGAGUUGUCUGAGUGGAACCUGGUCUGUUUUGUCCCUAGACUCCAGAGGCCUUCAGAAGCCAUUUUUCAACCAACUCUCUUCUAGCUGCAUGCUGGGACCUGUAGUUCCUGCAGCCCAUUCAUAUGUAAAACGUAAAACAAAAGUACUGUGGCUGGCUGAGUUGUAGGCUGCAUCUGACCAUCUGGGUAAACGGUAUUGACCGUAUACAAAUUGCCACAGUAAUGGACUGAAAUAAAAUAUGGGUCUAUGUAAAACACUUGGAGACAUGUACAGUAUCCUGUCUGUACCCCUUCAAACACUGUUUAUCUUCUCUCAAAACUAAAAUCUUGGAGAUAGCUCAUGAUUUUUAGAAUCUGCUUUUCUAUAGAUUUCCUUAAUUAGAAGGGAAAUUUCAGGUGCUGAAUCUUAAAUCUCAUUAAACUUGUACUUUUUUGUUUAUCUGCUCACCUGGUUUCCUCUCCUAUUAUGGCCUCCUGCAGUCUCAGGGUAUAUAAAUCACUAUGAUUCAUCCAAAUAACAAAAAGGACCAAUCAGAGGGUAACGUGCCUUUCUCUUAUGGUACCUUGAUCUUUGCAAAGUUAUCUGGCGGAAACUCAUCAUUGUCUUUUUCUAAGACGUAAACAGUGAAGUUGCAACAAGUUUGUAUUGUUAGUUGUGACUUUUUUUCAUUUGACAUUCAAGAAUAUGGGAUAGACACAAAUCAAAUGCACUGAUUUUUGUCUUGGGAUGAGUCCUUGUACAGACAUCAGUGUUUACAUGUUUGGUAAUAUGUACAUAAGAUGCUGGAUCUUCUCCCCUUCCUAGGAUAUAUGUGUCAAUAUAUAUGAUGCACAAACUACACAGGAUGUUUAAAAUAUGUGGGGAUCACAACUUGUGACUUGGGGUUAGGAUGUCUUAAAGUGAACUGUAGUUCUUUUAAAAUGUUUUUCCACGUAGACUACGCUUCAUAGACUUAAACAUCCAGUGCAUUGAAAAUAUCAUGACUUCUGUCACGUGCCUACUUCUGUUUUAAGUUCAGGACCCAAUGUUUCUUUGGCAUAUGUUGCUAUUGUGUGCAUGCAUGCACAAAAAAAUUUUCGGUAUAGUUUAUAGCCUCAACUAUUUUGAUACAGUGCAGAAUCUUGAACUUGCACGGAAGCAGUUAAGCAAAGGGAGUAGAGGUCUUUCAAAUGUUCUGUAGUUCAUGUGUUUAACUUGAGGGCUAAAUGUUUAAAACUGUCCAUGCAAUUUGCAAAUUAAACAAUGGAAAGUUGCAGAUUGCAUGCAGAAACCAACUGGUUUGUAUAUGCAGCGCAGUGUCUAGAAAGUUAUCCCGUAAACAGCUGUUCUUCUCUGAAAAGUGACUUCAAAAAUAAAAAGGCUUUGUGGGCUUGGUUCUGUUUCUCAGUGACUUCCAAUGUGCUGAAUCUGAAUACAAAAAUUACUUUCCUAACUGCCCUGCAAAUUCAAUAUGAUCUGAAGUUCAAGCUGGGUUUAUUCUCGAGUAUCACCAAUCCCACUGCCUUCAGUGAGCUUGUAAAUGAGUCACUGAUUGGAACUUUAGCACAAUAUUCCUCUGGCUCAGUAGAACUGGAUUCAGUCACUCUCUCUUUUCCGUUAGCCCUACAAAGCCAACACAACUGUGUCAAUGUAUGGUCAUUAGUCUGUGGAUAUAAUGGCACAUUCCUAAAACGGAGUAACCUAGAGAUCUUAUUUAGUGUAGCGUUUGGCCCUACUUAUCCUCAUUAGAUCCUACUGAGCAGACCUAAUCUGACUUGUUUUCUGGUUUGUAAUCUUUAAUGGUUUAACUUUUUUCUCCAUUCUUUCCAGUUCAUCUUUAAGAAUAAAUUCCAAGUUCUUGUCUGGUCUGAAAAAAUUCAAAUAGUUUGUACUGGAAGUUGUACAAAAAUAUUGGUGGCCCUUGGGUAGAAAGACCACUCUGUGCUCCAUCAUAAACCUGUUGCUACCUACCUGCAUGUGAAAUGACAAUUCCUGCUUUUUUGUUAACCACUACAGAAGCUGAAAUGCUAACAUCCAGAUUUCAUAACGCGGUGGUCAGUAAGGUGGGAAGUGACGCCCACUGCCUGCAAUCUUAACAGCAGGGGAAUAGCUAACAAUAUUGUCAUUCCACUUCAGAGUUAACACCCCAUUGGAAUACUGGGGGGCUACAUCACACUUCCAGGCUGAUUGCUGGUUCCUUCUGGUUACAGCACAGGGCUUUCUUUACAAUUGUAAUGGCUACAAUUACUUUAUUAAAGGCAGUUUCCUGCAGUAAUUAAUGGGGGGGAGACACUGUUGCUGGACCAUAUGGUUAAGUGGCAGACACAUAUAUUGCACAGUUUGUCCAAGGUGAAUUCCACAGGCCUGUUACUUUAGAAGACAAGCAGCUAUUUUAAUACACUUGAACAAUGGAGGCCUAGGGGUUCGGCUGCAGAUCUUCAUCAUCCCUUAUCUGACAGUCAAUUACGGCUGGAGCUUGCCUGUGGAAACGGCUGGUCUUCUAUCUUCAGAGAUGCCAUGUGAAGAUAGUGCAGGAAAGCACCUGUUUCUUCUUUGAUUGUCAUCACCCUGCCACCCACCCCUUCCUCCCCAGGCUCCUACUGCACUUGAGCUUUCCAGGAUUUUUCCUGACUUAGGAAAUGGCUUCAUUUCUGGGGUGCUGAGGGGCAGCACUCUUCCCACUGCUGGCGGGCCAUAGUGAAGAGGGCCCUUGUUUGUGGCUUCCCCCUUUUGGCUCUACCUAUUGAUCCCGCAUUACCUGUGGGUGCAGGGGGUGUAGAAUUCCGGUUGAGACUUGCUGCUUCCCCAGGAUUCACAGAACGCAGCGGGCACUGAUCCCCUUGCUCCAUUUUCCUGCUCACAAAACAGCCUGCAGCAGGCUCUGUCCCUCUUGUUCUUUCACAAGCUUUGUCUCCAUCAUUCAGCCUUUUGUCCCAGUCGCUCUUCUGUGGAGUCCAGCAUGUUCCAUCGUGGCUUGCUAACUUGGGCUCCUGUUCAGCAAAUCCCCGGGGCAUGUGCUUACAUCCUGCUGAAGCUGAUGAGACUUAAGCACCUACUUCAAGCCCUUAUGUACUUUACUGGAUCAGAACUUCUACAGUUUGAUUCCCUCCUUUCUCUUCCUCUCCCUUCCCCAGCCCUGGAUAUUUCCCUAAAUUGGUCUCCUCUGAUCUGGAGGGCUGUGCUCCCCACUCAUUCCUGCUCUGUAAACCAAUUAAUUCCUGCACUACUGGCUAUCUAAAUCUGGUGGUUUUUACUUUCCACCUUCUUGUUCUGGGGAUCACUGCACAUGUACAAUCUCUACUGAUUCCCAUCCUCAGCUCUCCUGACAUGCUUUUGGGACCUACCCUGUGAGGCAUUGAGGUUACACUUUUCCAUUGUGUGCAGAAGAAAACAAGCCGGAGGAGAGGGGGGAGACAGGCUUUGUAUGCAGAGAACUGGAAAGGUACCUCUAGUUCAAGUAGAUGAGGGAGCAGUUUAAAUUCAUCUCAAUGGAAUUAGAACAGAGUUCCUGACUUUUUUGUUUUAAAUCACUUCCACUGGAGGUUCAUAGAUUCCAAAUUCAUUGAAUGUUGCAAUGUACAUCAAGGUUAUUUUUGAUCAAUGCAAAAUGUGCCUCUUGGAUUUCCUUAGGUAUAAUGUAAAGGUCGGCCUGUUUCACUUUGUCUUCAAUGCAAGGAGUUUAACUGAAGACUGAUUUUAAUAUGUGAUUCCUGCUAUUCAAUGCUAACAUCCAUAGAGCAAUCCUCACUGGUCUUUCUUGAGCAGCAUGCAGUGCUCCCUCGCUGUUUGAAUGCAAAAAAGGGGCUAUCAAUAACAAAUGGAAUCUGCUGGGCUUUCCUUGUGUUAAGGAGAUGGUUUAAGUUAAGGUUCCAUGUGUUUUUAUUAAUUUUAAAUCCACUGCAGUUACUCUACAGAUCCAGCACCGCUUUCUUUCUCUACUUUAAUGUGGGAUCGCAAAAAUAUGAAUCCAGCAACAUGUGAUCCCAGCUGGCUUGCUUGCAUAUUUCUUUUUUGUGGGAUGAGGUGUUUUUUCUUGUGUGGAAGAAUUCAAACUGGCUGCAAAGAUUUGGUGACUGUCCCACAUCAGCUUCCUAAAUGCAGUUGAGUGUUUUAGACUUCUCUUCAGAAUAAAAGAGGAGAGCUGGUGAAGAUGGGCUGUUAACUGUGACUGCUUUAGGUCAUCAGUGUGUUGCCUGAUCAUAUGGACAGCAUAAUGAAGUUUGGUUUGCAAGCUGACUGUCUUGUAUCGAUCAAGGAACAAAACUCUUAAUUCCUGGUUUGGGGAGAUUUGUUUGCAGAUUUAUUUCCAAAUCAAAUAGUGAUGAUUUUCAAUUUCACAUUAACCGGGUUACUGUGUCCACAUGCCAGAAAGAUGUUGCUCUUGGAAAAAGCAUGUUAGUGUAUGUGGCAAUGACCAAUGCACUUUUUAAUACAUAGAUCUGUACAUUCUCAUCCGAGUGUUAACCAUUCUGUAGUCUGACAAAUAGAUCUUUUACUACUGCCCUGUUAUAUAGAAUAAUUGUAACUAACUGCAGUUUUUUUCCACUACUUGAAGUUGUGUGAACUGAAAUUGGUGAACAAAAGUAUUUGUGCAUCUUAAUAUGGAUAUCUCUAAAUAAAAUGUAUUUGUAUAGUGUUA